Molecule: messenger RNA, 1344 nt
Organism: Coprinopsis cinerea okayama7#130
Lineage: Eukaryota; Fungi; Basidiomycota; Agaricomycetes; Agaricales; Psathyrellaceae
Exons: 2
Coding region: 1-1344 (447 amino acids)
Source: RefSeq, a predicted model, not a curated record
AUGGACGCCAGUCUAGCCUUCCAGGAUAAGGCGACUCGCUCGGAGCGAGAAACCUUUGAAGCCAUCGAUGAGCUUCAAGCCUGGUUGGAGGCGCUCGACAUGCGAGGCAACUGCGCACGCAAAACCCUGGACGACCUACUCCGACUGAGGCAUCAACGAGCGGCGUUGCGACGGUUAUCAGAACCCUCGACUCGCAACUUUGCCCUUUUCCGACAUGCUCGCUUGUUGUGGCGACAAUACACGUUGGUCGCUCCCAAACGUACCCCAAAGAGCGAGGAUCUCCUGGAUGCACAGAUCAUACACACCAAGGCCCAUCUUCAUCAACUGCGUUCUCACCGGCAGGAGCUGACCAGUCAGUUGGCAAGGUUGAAAGCUUCGGUGUCUGCUGUUGGGCGGAUACCCCCAGAGCUCUGGUCUGUCAUCUUUCAAUAUGCCAUGCCAGAGGACCAGGUUUACAUUCGACCGAGCGUGCGUAACGGCCCCCUUCUCUUCUGCCAAGUGUGUAGCUACUGGCGAGGCAUCGCCAUCUCCACUUCACACCUCUGGAAUUCCCUCUCUAUCACCCGAAAAGAGGGAAGCGCGUCUCUGGCUAAACUAUGGCUUCAACGAUCGGGGAGCCUCCCUCUCUCCAUCGAAAUAUCCGUGUCGCCACACAUGGAACCCGCUCAAUACUACCGAACACUCGCAACCUUACUCUCGUUUUCGGAGCGCUGGUAUCGACUCCGCCUCAACCUCACCGAGCACCUAGUGCGGUCAGUACUGAGCACACCGAUGCCCACCCUCGAGAUACUCGAAUUUGGAUCAAACCACGCCAUCUCUAGCCUCCACUUAGCCCCUCAAUUCGCCCCCAAACUCCGAUCUGUCUCUCUCCUCACUGUUCCUCUGGAUCCAACACCACUCAACCUCCCCUGGAAUCAAAUUGUUCACUUUUCUUCCCGAUGCUGGGCAGACAUGCAGUCACAUCUUGAUGUGCUGAAACGGUGCCCAGACCUGGAAAAAUGCCGGAUACAUCUGCUUCACGCCCAAUGUCCUUCAAUGGACUCGACGGCUCCCCUUGUCUUGCAGAACCUCAAGUCGAUGGAGAUUGUCGCCUUUACCGGAUCGGCGAUGGGACCCUUCCUUGACCGAUUGACAUUACCAUCCCUUACGGAACUGUCGCUCGUCGUUCCUGACGAAAGUCCCGCUUGCGGGGUUAGCGAGUGGCCCAGGUCGGUCACAUCCGCACUCGCCGAGCGAUCCUCCUGCAAAACGGUGCAGGUUUAUCUGCAGGGAAUAGCGUCUCAAAAAGCGAGCCAUCACGAUACCACGGAAGUUCUGCUUGAAGUGGUGGAAAUAGACACUUGA